GCGGGCGCCGCCCAGUCCAGCGCCGCGCUCGUUCCGGCCCCGCUGUCCGCCCGCCGACGGCACCGCCAUGCCCAAGUGUCCCAAGUGCGACAAGGAGGUGUACUUCGCUGAGCGAGUUACCUCGCUGGGCAAAGACUGGCAUCGGCCCUGCCUUAAGUGUGAGAAGUGUGGAAAGACGCUGACCUCGGGGGGCCAUGCCGAGCACGAAGGCAAGCCCUACUGCAACCACCCCUGCUACUCUGCCAUGUUUGGGCCCAAAGGCUUUGGCCGAGGUGGAGCUGAGAGUCACACUUUCAAGUAGACCCAGGUUGUGGAGAUCCUAUCCUCAGCCAUCCACUGGGCCACUGCCGGUCCGGGGCAGAAGCCAGGCUGGGCAUCCAGGCUCCUAGUAGCCCCCCAUGCUCUCAAUAAAACCAGAGUGCUUUCACAGCC
This is a messenger RNA of Perognathus longimembris pacificus (Pacific pocket mouse), 432 nucleotides long. It is a transcript of the gene Crip1, whose product is annotated as cysteine rich protein 1. Gene Ontology annotation, molecular function: zinc ion binding. The coding region runs from base 68 to 301 and encodes 77 amino acids. Lineage: Eukaryota; Metazoa; Chordata; Mammalia; Rodentia; Heteromyidae. The transcript is spliced from 5 exons. Gene Ontology annotation, biological process: regulation of gene expression; intrinsic apoptotic signaling pathway in response to DNA damage. The record is from RefSeq and is a predicted model, not a curated record.